AUGGGGGAUGCUCUGGAACAGUUCUUCAUCCUCACAGGGCUGCUGGUGUGCCUGGCCUGCCUGGUGAAGUGCACGAGAUUCUCCAGAUGUAUUUUACUGAGUUACUGGAAAGUUUUGCCAAAGCCUUUCUUGCGGUCAAUGGGACAGUGGGCAGUGAUCACUGGAGCAGGCGAUGGAAUUGGGAAAGCGUACUCAUUCGAGCUAGCAAAACGUGGACUCGACGUUGUGCUUAUUAGCCGGACGCUGGAAAAACUAGAGGCCAUUGCCACAGAGAUCGAGCGGACUACAGGGAGGAGUGUGAAGAUUAUACAAGCAGAUUUUACCAAAGAUGACAUAUACGAGCAUAUUAAAGAAAAACUUACAGGCUUAGAAAUUGGAAUUUUAGUCAACAACGUCGGAAUGCUUCCAAACCUUCUCCCAAGCCAUUUCCUGAACGCGCCAGAUGAAAUCCAGAGCGUCAUCCAUUGUAACAUCACCUCCGUAGUCAAGAUGACACAGCUAAUUCUGAAACAUAUGGAAUCAAGGCGGAAAGGUCUCAUCCUGAACAUUUCUUCCGGGAUAGCCCUGUUUCCUUGGCCUCUCUACUUGUACUCAGCUUCCAAGGCGUUUGUGUGCGCAUUUUCCAAGGCCCUGCAAGAGGAAUAUAAAGCAAAAGAAGUCAUCAUCCAGGUGCUGACCCCAUAUGCCAUCUCGACUGCAAUGACAAAAUAUCUAAAUACCAAUGUGAUAACCAAGACUGCUGAUGAGUUUGUCCAAGAGUCACUGAAUUAUGUCACAAUCGGAGGGGAAACCUGUGGCUGCCUUGCCCAUGAAAUCUUGGCGGGCUUUCUGAGCCUGAUCCCGGCCUGGGCCUUCUACAGCGGCGCCUUCCAAAGGCUGCUCCUGACACACUAUGUCACGUACCUGAAGCUCAACACCAAGGUCAGGUAG
Molecule: messenger RNA, 930 nt
Organism: Rhinopithecus roxellana (golden snub-nosed monkey)
Lineage: Eukaryota; Metazoa; Chordata; Mammalia; Primates; Cercopithecidae
Gene: HSD17B3
Product: hydroxysteroid 17-beta dehydrogenase 3
Cellular component (GO): endoplasmic reticulum
Molecular function (GO): oxidoreductase activity
Source: RefSeq, a predicted model, not a curated record